AUGUUGCAUGAGGGAAAUUAUUUGCCACGGUCUACUUCACAAGCUAAAAAGAUUAUUGAUGAUUUGGGCCUUACUUAUGAGAAGAUUGAUGCUUGCCCUAACGACUGCAUGUUGUUUUGGAAAGAGACAGCAAACUUAACCGUGUGUUCUACAUGUGGCCCUAAUGCACCUGGAAAUGAUAUUGACGUGUACUUGAAACCUUUAAUGGAUGAGCUAAAGGAGUUAUGGGAGGUUGGUGCCAACACUUAUGAUGUGUUUUCCAAUCAAUUUCGAAAUGAUGGACCUUCAUUUGAUGGCAAAUGCGAGAGGGGUCGAGCACCAAAGAUGUUGACCAGGACCCAGUGUAUAGCACAAAUGUCUAAUCUGACCUUUACCUUUGGGAAAUCACCACCUUCAGAAUCUGAAACUGAUGAUAUUACACGAAAAAAGAAAAGGAAAAGAAAUACUUCUGCUGCCUCCAAAGAACAAAGAAAUGAACGUAUCAGAAAAAUUUUGUAUACAUUGUUGGGCACAUCUAAAAGGACAAAGGAUGGACUUGAAGCUCGUGCUGACCUAGAACUUCUCAAUAUAAGGAAAGGUCUCCAUCCAAUUCGUGUGGGAGCUAGGACAUACUUACCUCCUGCAAUAUUCUCUAUGACUAAUGAAGAAAAGACACUAUUUUGUCGUGUGCUAUCGAAGGUGAGAUUUCAUGAUGGAUACUCAUCAAAUGUUGCGAGGUCUGUUGAUGUGAAGGAUCAAAAAAUACAUGGUUUGAAGAGUCAUGAUCAUCAUGUUAUAAUGCACCAAUUACUCCCGCUUGCGAUACGAAGGGUUUUGCCUAGACCUCUGACUCUUGUUUUGCUUGAGUUAAGUGCAAUCUUUAGACGGUUGUGCGGUAAGAAAGAAUCUGAAGCAUCAUUCAAGCAUUUGGAAUAUAGAAUUGCAUUGAUCGUAUGUUAUUUGGAGAAAAUGCUGCCUCCUUCAUUCUUUGAUAUAAAGGUUCACUUACUAGUUCAUCUCGCCCACAAGGCUGCUAUUGCUGGACCAGUCCAAUAUCGAUGGAUGUAUCCCAUUGAAAGGUAUUUACAAACAUUGAAACGAUAUGUUCGAAAUAAAAAUUAUCCGGAAGGAAGCAUUUGCAUAGGAUAUCUUGCAGACGAGGCUUUGGCAUUUUGCUCCAUGUACUUAUCAGACAUUGAGACUCGUCGUACUCGUCGUGGUCAUAAUGCCGAUGUUUCUACCCCUCGUGAAGGCUUGUCAAUCUUUGCAUACUCAGGUCGUUGUGUGGGUAAAGCCACACAAGUAGAUCUUGAAAGAAGUGCAUGGGAGCAAUGUCGAAAAUAUAUUUUGUUCAAUUGCAGCGAAGUCUCUCCAUUUCUAGAAAAAAGGAUGGCGGAGUUACGCAAAAUCUACCGACGGAAAACUGUUCGAGAAGUAGAGAAUUUGAGAAAUAAGGAAUUUCCUACUUGGUUCCAGAACCAUGUGAAUGAUUUGCAUGCAAAAGGCGAUUCUUCCGUAACGAAAGAUAUACGUCGACUUGCUAAUGGUCCUAAUAUGACUGUGAAACAGUAUAAAACCUGCAUUGUUAAUGGUUGUAGAUUCCGGAUUAAAUCGGUUGAUGACAACCAUAAAAAUCAAAAUUGUGGAGUCUCUAUUUCUGCACAAACCUUAAGUUAUUCUAGUGUGAGGGACAACAAUCCGAUUACCGGUAAUGUUGACUACUAUGGAGUUUUAAAGAAUAUUUACGAAUGUGAUUAUGGUCUUCCUGGAGAGCCCGAAGGUCAUGGAAAGUGGUGUUAUUUGAUUGUGAUUGGGUCAGCAAUUCUGGGAAGAAGCUUGAUAAUUAUGGUUUCACCUUAG
This is a messenger RNA of Asparagus officinalis (garden asparagus), 1839 nucleotides long. RefSeq lists its product as uncharacterized. The coding region runs from base 1 to 1839 and encodes 612 amino acids. NCBI's taxonomy places the organism in Eukaryota, Viridiplantae, Streptophyta, Magnoliopsida, Asparagales, Asparagaceae. The record is from RefSeq and is a predicted model, not a curated record. The transcript has 7 exons.